GUUCAGAUGGGUCACAUAUUUCUGAAAAUAUUACAAACCAUUUUAUAAAUUAUUUUGGGCUUAAAAUAGACAGAAAAAAGAUUUAUAGACUAACAGGGGCAGUAGGAGAAAAACAAUCUAUUGGGACCUUUUCAGAUAUUUCUGUUACUAUAGAUAUUGGAAAUGAUACUUUAACAGUUUCUGAUGAGUUUUCUGUUUUACUAACAGAAAAAGAUAGCAAUG
This is a messenger RNA of Dentiscutata erythropus, 222 nucleotides long. The record is from the annotation of a GenBank genome assembly. NCBI's taxonomy places the organism in Eukaryota, Fungi, Glomeromycota, Glomeromycetes, Diversisporales, Gigasporaceae.